GUAAAUUUCUGUUAACCCAUAUUUCAAAAAAUGACAAAUUGACUCAUAGUUUCAACUAUCAUUGACUGUUCGCAUUAUCAAAUAUUAAACCCAAUCUUCUAAUAUCAGGAAAGAUUUUAUCCAUUUUGAGUAAAUUUUGUGGAAACCCCGAAUUUAACCCAAAACUUUGGCGAAGAUCUUUGGACUUUUGGGAAAACCAACAUGGUUUUUGAUAGAUUCUUAAUAAUGUCUGAUUAUUCAGAAUAAUCUCAUCAUAAGAAAAGAUUCGGAUAUAUACUUGGAACGAAUUCUUCCUGUAGAUGUCAUUUUCGAGGAUUUUUAAAAAUGAUACAAGAAUUCACUGAUGAAAUCGUUCAUGGGGUUCAAUGUUAUUCACAAUGUUCAGAAACCAAAUCAUUUGUCGAGUUACAAAUUCAAACGGAAUCUUAUCAAGUGUUUCAUCGUGGUACGCAAUCGAGACGGUAUAAAACUCAAGAACUUCAAACAAGCUUUUGCCAUCAAGAUGAAACACUGCAUGAUGACAUACUUACUAACAACGAUAAGUUGACUGAAGAAACAAGAAUAAUAUGUUUUCUUAAACGUACUGAGCCAAUCGUUACGAAAGAGAUACAAAAAAAUAUCCACUCCAAAGUGUUUAGACAAUCACAGUCAAGAAGACUAUUUUAUAGAAAUAAUGCAUCGGUGAAACAUACACUCAUUCUAAAUGAAGCAAAAGAAUCCAAAUUAUCUGUUACAGGAUUAUCUUGGAAUUCUAAUGGGACACUAUUAGCGAUAUCAUAUGGAUCAUUGUGUCAUACUGAUUGGUGUACACAUAAUGGCAUGGCUGCACUUUGGAAUGUGUCAAAUGAAACAUUGGUAAUCAAUACUCCUAAGCAAAAAUAUGUAACAGAUACUUGUCUAAUGUGUAUUAAAUUUCAUCCAACAGUUCCAUCUUUGUUAGCCGGAGGGACAUUUACAGGAGAUUUAGUCGUCUGGAAUCGUACCAACGAAAAUGAUCAUCUAUUAGCCAGUAUCGGAAGUAUGCAAAGUGGUCAUAAGGAUUGUAUCAAUCAAAUCAAUUGGAUACCAGAUAGUCUAGAGUCUAACUUACAAAAUCUAACUUCCGAAAAAAUCAGUCGGUAUACAACAACUUAUAAGUUAUUAAGUUCAGGAAGUGAUGGAAGAAUUGUUUGUUGGCGAAUUGAUCUGUGUCACUUAGGAAAUGUGAACUGUGUUAAGAUUUUUCAAAUAAGACAUAAAGAUCAGAGUCCUUUACCAAUAUCCAACCAUUUUAAUUCACUAAAGAAAUGCAGUCUCUUUCGGUCAGAUCUAUCCGAAACAAUAAAUAGUGACAGAGCAGUUAAUAUAACUUGUAUUUCAUUAGCUAAAAAUGAUCCAGAAAAAUUUGUUAUUGGAACAGAAACAGGAGGACUAUUAAUAUGUCAAAUAAAUUCUGUUAACUGGAAUGAAACAUAUAAAGAAUCCUUGGAAGAACACCUACAGUCACCGGUUAAAUUUUCACUAGCUCAUCAGGAUGGUCCGAUUUAUUCAGUAGAUUGGAGUAAAUUCUAUCCCAAUCUUAUUAUAGCUUGUGGGUUCAAUCAUUGUAUUCAGCUUUUCAAUGUAUUACAAAAAUCUCCAUUAAUAAGUUUAGAUCCAAAUUAUGGUUCAAUACUUGUUGUUGAAUUUUCGUCAUAUUUAUCAAAUAUUUUUAUCUGUAUAACCGAAUAUCAUCAUAUACUUAUUUAUGAUUUAACUGGUGAUGAAGAAAUUAAUCCAAUGUACAAUUGUUUUAAUGAAGAGAAACUGUAUAGUCUUCAACCUGAACUACUGUAUACAUUGACAUCUCAAAUUGAUAAUGAUAUUCAAAGUACAAUUGUAUCUGCGAAACUUAAUGAAAAAGAUUCUAAACUUGUUGCUACUGGAAAUACAAGUGGGAUUGUUUAUGUAUGGGAUUUUAGUAAUCUAAUCAAUGAAUUAUCAUUAAAAUCGUUUGAAUAUAAGCGGGCACUUACAUUUCUCAUUUCUUCGUAUGAUACCCCGGCGAGUACAGGUGUUGUCGCUUUUUCGCACAGGUCAUUUUUUUUAUUCGGUGUUGCAAUGCAAUGCCCAAUGAUAAGCCAGAAUUGUAUACUUGUAUUGCACUGUUCAUAUUGCUCAUUCAAUACACUUCUUUUAUCAAAUCUCAUCAAUCACUUCAAGACUGCCCACUCAAGUGCAAACUGUUUGUUUAGUUUGUAUCAGUGUCGUCAUUGUCAAUUAAUAUCAACAUCUUGUCCCGUUCUUACGGAACAUUCUUUAAUCAAUCAUAUAGAAAAGGAGGUGUCUAUUCAGUGUAUAUAUCAGAAUCAUUCAGGAAAUCCAAUCUUUACUGGGGAAGCAAUUCCAAAUUUGACCAAGCAUUUAACUUACGAUUAUUCAUCAGGAUUAAAUUACAAUUUCCAUGAUGCAAAAUCGUUGUUUAUGGGUGAUAAACGAAAUGCAUUUGUCGAUCUUAAUCAAGAUGAUGGCGAAAUGAGUUCUCAUUCAGUUGGAACAGAAAGUGGUCGAUUUUCCAGGGGAUCUCAUCUUAGUUCAUCCCAAGUCAACCGAAGUUUAAUGCCAUAUAAAUGUACACACUGCGGCAACGCUUAUCACAAACGAAAGUAUUUUGCUGAACAUGUUUUCUCCUGUUCCAAAUCUUUGCAAUUAACUUGCCCAUGUGGCCGUGUUUGUAAAUGGCGAUCGAAUUUCUAUGCACAUAGAAAAUCAUGCGCCGUUUAUAAACAACUUGUAACUGGAGGCAGUCAUCUCUCUGUCUUUCGUCGUCGAGGUUUGACUUUGUCUAAAUCAAGCAAUAAUGAUGAUUCUGAAAGUAUUACUAAAGAAUCAGUUAGUUCUAGCGAACAUCUGCUUGAUAUGUCAACUAAUCCCAAAGAUGCUUCUACUGUAAAUCUAAUUGGUGGAAAUGAUUUAACUUCCUUAGUUUCUUCAUCUUCUACACCCGAAGUUACUCCCCAGUCUAAUGCAGAUUCUAGCAUUGAUGUAUUUGGAAAUCAUUCUGAUUCCCUUCAAACCUCUCUCACCUACAUAACUCCAGUUUCAUCUCUAGCCACAUCUCUCCCGACUUUCGUUUCUAAUGAAAAUAUUGAAACAAAUAAUCUAAAUCAUGUAUCUAGUAAUUCGAUGGUCACAUCUGCCUCUAUAAUUCAUGCAUUAAGUCAAACUUCUAAUUUGUCCGUAUUAGUUGACACACGUUGCCCCGUCAGUAAUUAUCCUUCAAAUCAGAUAAAUGAAUGCACCGCCACUAAUACGGAAGGUGGAUUUAUCCAAUGUGUAUCAUCAAAAGGUGAACCACUUAUCAUGUUUCCUGGUAUGUAAUUUGAAAAACUUAAAUGCAUAAUUUUACUCUCCGGUCAACUAUAUAUAUAUAUGCAUGCCGCAACACUCAUUUGAAAAUUCCAAGAAAUUAAACAGCUUUAAAACUACUUUCACAGUAUAUCUUUCUGUCUUAUACAUAAGAACGAAUUAAUUUAUUUUCCUAUCUUAUUGAUUUCUUUUUUUUCAUGUAACUUCUGUGUAUAAAGUUGUCUUUUAUUAUGCCAUUUUGUUUAAAUAAUCGCUUCUAUCUUCCAAUAUAU
Molecule: messenger RNA, 3599 nt
Organism: Schistosoma mattheei
Lineage: Eukaryota; Metazoa; Platyhelminthes; Trematoda; Strigeidida; Schistosomatidae
Source: the annotation of a GenBank genome assembly